CCGAUGCCUAUCUGCAACUUGUUGCAAAUAUAUAAACUCACUCAGAUCUUAGAUUCAGGCAUUUUUUUUUGCUUCCAAUAAGGAAAUACAAAUUCCGAUCUGGACCGCAGAGAAAAUACGAAUACUUUGUUACCCAACCUUAGGAAAUAGUUACAAUACUUACAAAAAUUCGCGAACCAACCUGCUGGUUUGGUUUAGAGCUUCACCACUUGCAUCUCGAGUAGAUUUUUCCACGUUAUACGUCCAUAAAUAAUCGUAUCGCUCGGAUUCAUCUCGUGUUCAUGUUUCAUCCGCUGCGUUCGUUUCGUUUAUUUGCCGGUUGCGAUACUCGCGCGCUGCUUCUUUGUGGUCGUUUUGUGUUCCUGCGGUGGUUCUAUGUUUGUUUCGUCGCCGCAUGAGUUGCAUCGCUUGUCGGACCGCGGUUAUCGAGCCGCGCGCGGCCAGCAACAUAGCAAAAAAGAAGUCGCAAGCAACAAGCAAUAAAAUCGUUUUAAAACGAUCAUUUUGCGGGUGUUUAUUCGGUUUGCACCUUUCCAUGCAUACACUGGCUGUAAUCGAAUUUGGAUUUGCCUAUGAUUCUGACUGUACACGUGACUGUAAACUCAAGUUAAUCAAAUUAUCCGCUUUGACAUGUUUUAUAAAUAUCACAAAAUCAUUUCCAUGUUCAUUUCAGUUUUCUAUCGAUUCUAGUGUAUUCAGAAACCCUUUUGUAAGCCAACUAGUUAUUAGUUUGAGUCUUGGUUGAGAUUUUGAGCUUCUCGUGCAUGCACGAGCUCAGGUGUUUUCAGGGUAAAGUGUUAAUAAGACCAAUUGCAUUUAAACCAUCAACGGCGUCAUCGUUGAAUUCAGGAUCACGGUUUGGUCUGACUGGUGAACGAUACGGUUCGACUCCAAUUUUGACUCGACCUGGCUCCAGACUCACCCUUUAUGGCAGUAGUAGCGACGUACGACAGUCUUCUAUUAAUCCAGGCAUCAAUAACUAUUCUUUGGAUAGAAAACUUCGUUCGUCAUGUCAAUCGAUGAAUGCUUCCCCGUCAUUGGCAAUGAGUUCCUUAUCUUCACUACCACACAAACUGAUCACAAACUAUGACAGUUUGGAAAGCGUACGAAAAUCACCAUUAUCCACCGUUGAUGGUUCCAUAUUGAAUAAGACCUACAAUAGACUGACCAGUGUAGGCACCGGAAGUCUUCUUGACUUAACGCCGUCUCCAUCGGAUUCAGGUGUUUCUGAAUUGGAGGCGGCGUUAAGAGAUAGAGACUCUGAGCUGGCUUACCUACGCCAAACCAUGGAACACAACGAACAGGUUAUCUUUCGGGUUUAUCAAGAGAAAGAACGCACUUGGGAGCGAGAACUUCGUCGAUUUAAGGGACUGCACGAGCAGAAUAUUCGCACUAGUUCCCAGCGUGUAUUUAAACUGGAGCAGAUGCUUAUGAUGCAGAAUUAUCAGCAUCAACAAGAGAAGAAACGUCUUUGUGCGGAAGCACAGAGAGCUGGUGCGCAAACUGACAGAUUGUCACAAGAGGUGAAAAUUUUGAAAGAUAGACUUGAAGAGACCGAAUGGAAUUUAUGCCAGAAAACUGGGGAGAUUUCAUUACUCAAAUCACAAUUAAAAGAUAUUCAGAAUGAACAUAACUCCAGAGGACAAGAAGCAAUUCAAGCACGGAAUGAAUGUCGCCAAGCCCAAGAAGAUCUUACAGCUGCAAAACAACAUAUAGCAAGUCUGGAAGCAGCGAUGAUUCAGAAAGACCUUGAUUUAGAAGUCCUACGCGCACAGCUUGCUGGUGAGGAACCCGAGAGACUGCGAAAAGAAAUUGAUGAAUUACGCGAGGAACUUUCUGAAGUAUCAAUGAGUGAGUACGAAGGUCUGGAAGCCGGACGAGCACCGCGUACUCAACGCCUUCAAGCUCUCGAUGAAUUGCGACGUGAACUUGAUCAGCGACAGGGUGACUUCGAAAAGGAACGCGUAGUCUGGGCGCAAGAAAAAGAAAAGGUAUUGAGAUACCAGCGGCAAUUACAGAUGAACUACGUUCAGAUGUACCGACGCACGAGGUCGCUGGAAGCGGAAGUCGAAAGCCUCUCCAUUGAGCUUGAACUGGAUAAGUCUGGUAUGAAAACUUUACGCACCAACAACGAAUUGAACCAGACUAUCGAACUCUGAAUUGUUAGCGAAUAAGUCCGCGACUGUUUCUUAUGUAGAUGACACUCUACUGUGAUGAGUUAAUAGUUGCGAUGCUACUACAAUUCACGUGGUGUAGAUAUAUAUCGGAUAUGAAUAUGUGUGAUUUAUUUAUUUUUCUAAACUAUUUAGAUACCAAGCAGUAGUAGGAGUAGAUUUAGAUUAUUGAACUAUGUUUUUGAUGUACCCAGAAGAACGAAUCGUACCAUACAAUUUACCAAUACGUUUUGCAAACAUAAUACCCAGGUAGUUUAAAAAAUUUACGCAAAUUUGAAAGAUUAUACAUGAAAAGAGACACGUACUUUAUAAUUUUAACGAUAAUUAAGUAUUUUUUUGUUCCAAACUGUAAAUAAACAAGUUUUUUUU
This is a messenger RNA of Dalotia coriaria, 2543 nucleotides long. Its product is annotated as leucine zipper putative tumor suppressor 2 homolog. The record is from RefSeq and is a predicted model, not a curated record. NCBI's taxonomy places the organism in Eukaryota, Metazoa, Arthropoda, Insecta, Coleoptera, Staphylinidae. Bases 765 to 2159 code for a protein of 464 amino acids. The transcript is spliced from 5 exons.